Ruditapes philippinarum (Manila clam) is the source of this 1443-nucleotide messenger RNA. RefSeq lists its product as uncharacterized. Gene Ontology annotation, molecular function: catalytic activity. The transcript is spliced from 2 exons. The record is from RefSeq and is a predicted model, not a curated record. Lineage: Eukaryota; Metazoa; Mollusca; Bivalvia; Venerida; Veneridae. The coding region runs from base 1 to 1443 and encodes 480 amino acids.
AUGCUGAUGGAAACUGAUUUUGCCCAUGGGACCAGUAUAGAACAAAGAGGUAAACGAGCUGGACGGCCUAGAGCAAGGAUCAAAGAUACCAAUCAAGGUGUUCAUUUGGAUAAUUUAACAAAGAUUAAAAUUGACCAGAUUUCAAACUUGAAUGAACUGAGAAGAAACAAUUUGACUCUUUCAACAGUUAAUUCUAGGUCACUUCGGAAUAAAUCGGCUGAAUUAUUGCAGCAUAUCUAUGAAGAACAAAUUGAUUUUUGUGUCAUCACUGAGACAUGGUUGCAGCCCGAGGGCGAUGAUAAGACUAGAGGAGAACUUAAGCAAGAUGGGUACAACCUGGAUGAUGUUCCUAGGUCAGAGAGAAAAGGAGGAGGGUUGGCCUUACUGUACAGAGAUAACCUCAAAUGUUCAAGACUUUCCAAUGAUCAAUUUCAAUCAUUUGAAUGUGCAGAAUGGGAAAUUAAGUGCAAAAUAUUUACAUUGAAAAUUGUUGGUAUAUACAGACCUCCCUACUCAAAGUCACAUCCUGUAACUCAAGCUACAUUUCUGAAUGAAUUUCCAGAACUACUCGACAGAGUCUUACUUAAGCCUGAACCAGUGGUUAUCUUGGGAGAUUUCAAUUUGCAUUUGGACAAUGACGAUGAUUGUUACGCAAAGCGUUUUGCUGAAUGUCUGCAAUCAUAUGGUCUAGAGCAGCAUGUCAAAACACCUACACACACAAGUGGUCAUGUUUUGGACUCAAUAAUAACCAGAAAAGCAGAUAGGCUGAAUGUUUCAAAGCCAGUUACAGACUAUUUUAUCUCUGAUCACUCUUUUACAACAUGUCAUAUAGAACAAAGCCGUCCACCUCUGAUCAGAAAAACAGUGAUUUCAAGAAACUGGAAAAAUGUAUGCACUAGUGAUAUGAGAAAAGACCUCUCAGAACUUAAGUCUGUCAUUGAUCAGUCUGAUGACACAAAUACGUUAGUGAAAGAUUUGACUGAGAAAACCACUAGCAUUGUUGACAAGCAUGCUCCCAUGAAGGAAAGGCAAAUUGUUUGUAGACCAGAUAUCCCCUGGUAUUCAAGUUACUUGAAGAAAUUAAAACACUUCAAAAGAAGUAUAGAAAAGAUACAUUUGAAACACAAAUCCACCUUGACUGAAAAUGUUUACAAGAAAGUAAAGAAUCAUUAUACUAGAGAAGUUUCAGCUGCAAAAUCAGGCUUUUAUCAGUCAAAGAUAAAUGAUGCAGAAGGAAAUGUGAAAAAACUGUAUAACGUCACCUCUAAACUCCUUGGCAGAGAAAAAGAAAAUCCUCUUCCUUCAUAUUCCAAUGAUCAAGAUCUUGCUAAUGACUUUCUGCAAUAUUUCACAGACAAAAUUAAAAAUCUAAGAGAUCAGCUUGACAAUACACAUGUUGAUACUGGACAUCAAAAUAAUAAUGUUGGAAAACAGUCUUGUUAG